AUACAUACAGAAGUUGAUACACGUUUAGCUCGCUCUGAAAGGAGGCGAGUUUAAGAUGGCGGACGGCGCAAUAGACUUUCAUACCCCCUGUACGAUUUAUUUGGAUCCUAUCGAGAAAUAUUGUAAAAACAUGUCGGAACAGAAGGAACGUGUGUCGAGCGAUAUCGAGAUGAACAAUCAAACGGAGAAAGAAGAAUCAAAUGAGAAUCACUCGAAAAGCGUGGAUGCUAUGGCAAUGGCUCAUUCUGAAACACCAAUGUUAGAAGACGAAGAAAUGCCGACAUACAUCAGUGUUUCAACAUCCUCUAAAUGCGAAGAUUCAGAUAUCAGUAACGUGAAACAUCACGAGGAAGAGUCUCCUACGAAAGAACAAUCUCGUAGUCCUUGUACUAGUGAACAAGAAGGCCCUGCUAGCGUUUACGUUCUCUCGUCCGAAGAAGAAACAGAUCCACGUUACGAUGACGAUGAUGGAGAUUAUGGUAAUAGCGAUGAUAUGGAUGAUAUUGAAAAUGAUCAAGACAAUGGAAUGUUAGAUGAUGAUGAUGACGAUGAUGUAGAAGAUGAUCUAGAAGAUGAUGAUAAUGACGAGGAAUAUGAAAGAAAUUACUUUGAAACUGCGUCGGACUGCUUAGGCGUUAAGAGUAAAUUGAAGAGAAGAUACAGAGACAAGAGUCUCUCUCUGCAAGAUUUAAGUAUCUUCCAAAACAACGUUUGCAAUCCAGAUUUAGGAAAAAGAUAUAGAUACAGACAUAUAGAAAGCAAAGUGAAACGUUAUAUUAACGACAUAAAAGAGCAAAACAAAUUUUCUUCGUCUCAAAGACGUCAACGAGAUCAAGAAUUUACAGAAGAUCAUAUGAAAGAUAAAAAUUGUGCAGGUGGAACAGAUAUUGAUGUAGAACAAAGUAAAGAUAUAAAAACAAAUAAAGUUAUAAAGGAUUAUGCAGAAAGAGCAAUUAAAGAUUUGGAAAUUGAAGAGUCGUAUACAAAUAAAAAUCUAUAUAUGGCACCAAUAACAGAAAAUGGUGAAGUAGAAGAAGAAGAAGAAAUAGUAAUUAAUAAACCUAAACAAGAUGCGAAGGCUACUGGCAUAGAUGUGGGAGAAAAAGAAUUUUCAAGUACCGAAAAAAAAAAUGAAAAACGUAAUGGUUCAGUACAAAUGAAUAUCCUUAAUCAUACCUACAAUCAAUCUGCUGUUCAAAAGGAUUUAAAAUUCACAGAUGAACAACCUUUAGUUAAUGGACAUCAACAACAAUUAAAUCUUUUUAAUCUCCGCACGUUAAGUUACGAUGAGUAUAUGCAAGAUAACACGAACUUCACUCAAGAUGCACAGUUAAACAAAAAUAUGAAUAUUGAACAAAAUGAAAAUAAUGAUAUUCAAGCUUACAGUGACGUUGAUGUUAUAAAUACCAUUGAAGCUAACAAUAGUGACUCUGCGGCCUGUUCAUUAAAAAUAGAAAAUGUGAAAAGUAUUAAGGUAAUGAACGAAGAAUCUAAAGAAAAUGCAGAGUCGAAAUUUGAAAAAAUAAACGAGGAUACCAACAAAAAUAAUUUGGAAACUAUGCAAAUAACAUUAUUAAAAACUCAGCUCGAUCAAAAAACUAUUCAAUUUAAUAAUCUAAGAAAUGCGUAUCAAAACACGUUGGCAGAGAAUUUAAAAAUGAAACAAGAAUUGGAAGAAUUAAAAAUGUCUCUUACAAAAUACAAUAAAGAAAAUCGAACUUGUGAAACAAAAGUUGUAGCAAUACAAACGGACGUAAUUGCGGAAUCAGUAAUAGAAACUAAGGAAAUUAGUGAUACGAAAGAAAAUUCUAACAAACUAUCUGCCAGUAGUAUUACAUCUGUAACGAGCUCUAUAAAUCAAUGGACGGAUAGCGCAGGUAGCUCUGGUAUUUCGAUUAAACCACCAGAUCUGGGUACGGUAUUAAACUCAGAGGAUAGUUUAGUGAUGACAGACGAUACGCCAAGAAAAAUGAAUCGUCCUUUGUCACGAGCAUUUAUCACAUCUUCCAGAAUAUUACAAACACUUUCAAGUAUAACACAAGGAAAGUCAAAGUCUGAUAUAAAAUCUACUUCUCACAAUAGUAGUCGCUCUGUUAAAAGACCAAGUGGAAGUGAAGAAAGUGAAAUUGUCAAGGAAAAUGAUGGUUCAAUAAUAGCUGGUUCCAAUACCUUCACAAUAAAAUCACCGCUCAAUACGAAAAAGAGGAAAGCCACUGAAAUGCUUGGAAAUUCAAUAUUUUUACAACCGUUGAAAAUACCACAUACAGCAGAAAUAAAAAGAAAAUCAAGUACGACAAUUUCUGACUUUAAUAUAGAUGUCAAAACACCGGAUAAUUACAAUGAUGUAAAAUUAGAUACACAAAAGAAUAGAAUAAAUAAUUUAAGUCGUUCGGCUAGUCCCACGACCAUAGAAGACAAAAAUGAUAAAACGGAAGACAUUGAAAAUCAAGAAAGCAAUGUGAAAUGUUUUGUAUAUCGAGAAGAUGAAAAUACAGACGAUCGAAGUAUUUUGAUACAAGCAGAAAUACCUAGUAAUGAUCAAGAAGCAGUUAGUAUGAACUGUAUACGAGAAUGUGGUCCAUAUUUGCUUGGUAAUGUGGAAGUACGUAUGUCCGAAAUAAAUGGUACAAUCAACAUUUGGGGCAAAGAGAUAAGUGAAACAUCAAUAGUCGAGGGAGAAGAAGAUUUAGAAGUAUCAACAAAAUCACCUUGCGUCAACAAAAAAUGUGCUUGUUUGCAAAACACCGUUACACCACACAGAAAGUUCAAUGGUAGUCAAAUGGUAUGUUCAACGAACAAAAAAGUAAAAUUACCACCUAAGUGUAAUGAAGGACAUACCUCACAUCAGUACUUGAAUGUACCAGAUAGAUCAGAUGCAAAAGUAUAUGUAGAUAAUUUAUUAAGUCCAAGCGCUUCUGUUUCUUGUGAAAAGUGUAUUUUAUUGAACCAACAGAAAGAAUGUUCCAUACACAAACGAAAUAUUAAUCUACCAGAGAAAUCACAUUCCUGUUGUUUACAUCACAUAGAGCAUUUAGAAAGAGAUUAUAAAUAUGUAUGUGAUUGUGAAAGACUAAAACAUAGUAAUGAUAGUCCUAAUUGUGUUAAAGAAGGGUUUUACACAGAAAAGAAGUUCCCAUUUAGAAAUACGCCAGAUUGUAGGAAGGAUUUGUACGAAUAUAUAAAUCCAACAGUCGAUGCCAAAGAAGUGAUAUGUAAGCAUCGAACUACGUGUCGUCGAUCUUCUUUACAUAAUACAGAGGCGAAUUUUCAGAAUGAUAUGAAAUGCUGUAACACGAUUAGAGAAACAUCGCACUCAUGCAAAUCAACGUUAGGAUGUAUGGGAUGUAAUCACGAUAGCGGUGUUGAACAUUUUUGUAAUCAUAGUCCAAUGGGUAACAACGAUGACCUGUUAAUCCAAGAAAGAAGCUCCUGCGAAACACCUGAAAUUAGACAACGAAGAUCCAGCGGUAAGAAAGUAAGAGGAAUUUUAAUGGAUCUUUUAAAAAGUUGCGGAGAUUAUCGCAAUGGGAGUACGAGUUCAUCUAAAAAAUGUUCCAAUGGGAAAGAGGCAUCACAUUCAGUUAAUUACUCUCCACAAAUCAACGUUACGUCUUGUAACUCGCCAGAUGCUGGUUGUUCAAACUUGCAGCAAUCUAACGGAAGAUGUUGUCACGCGUAUACACGACGUAUCGAAUCUCAACUGGAAGAAUUUCGUAUGGAAAUGGAACGAGUACGUUCGCGUUCCGAUGCUAUACUAAAUUUGCUCAAUAUGCUUCAUUCUGUUGAAAUGAACUGAUACAGUUUAAACAACAUUAGAUAUACGUGCCCUUUCCUUUGUAAAUAAUAUUUUUCUUUCUUA
Vespula pensylvanica (western yellowjacket) is the source of this 3859-nucleotide messenger RNA. RefSeq names its product kinesin-related protein 4-like. Bases 56 to 3796 code for a protein of 1246 amino acids. The record is from RefSeq and is a predicted model, not a curated record. Lineage: Eukaryota; Metazoa; Arthropoda; Insecta; Hymenoptera; Vespidae. The transcript is spliced from 8 exons.